This is a messenger RNA of Ophidiomyces ophidiicola, 1011 nucleotides long. RefSeq lists its product as uncharacterized. The transcript has 2 exons. The record is from RefSeq and is a predicted model, not a curated record. Lineage: Eukaryota; Fungi; Ascomycota; Eurotiomycetes; Onygenales; Onygenaceae. The coding region runs from base 1 to 1011 and encodes 336 amino acids.
AUGUCCUUCCAACACAAUGCUUUUUCGGCAGAUAGCUUCCUGGUCCCCAAGCAUAGCAAGAUGUAUCCCAGUGAAGGCAAUUUGGAUCAGACCACUGCCUCUGAGUAUCCUCGUUUUGCUCCGAAGUCAAAUAUUUGUUAUGGGCCUGGAACCUAUGUUUUCCAAGCACCUGUGUACCUCAAAGAAAGCACAUACAGAUUGACCAGCCUUUCACGACAAGAAUCAGGAGAGCGACGGGUAGAAGAAAGGAGAAGCUUUGAAAGUGGAGAAUAUAUCCAAGAGGAAACUCCCAGUAUGCCAAACACGGUCUCCAAUCAGUCUCGAAAACCAUCUGUCCCAUCAGGUUUUGAUCACCUCCUUAACCCAUCCCCGGAUCUACCUCUUGCUUCUCGGCUGCGAUUAUAUGUACGGCAGCAACCCAUUGCCGCGCGAACUUGUGCAGCUGGCGAAAAGAGUCGUCGCUGUAUCGAUCCAUCACCUGUUCUUCAACUCCUCGUAGCGGGUUUUGAUCCCCAUUCAACGGAAGAUCACAAAAUCUUGAAAUACAGUCAAUACGUCGUUGCUUGCCAACUCUUCAUCGUCCUUAAGAAGACACAUGGUUUCGAUUCAGCACCGCAGUCAAUGCUCGUCGAGCAGGGCAAAGACGAUCCUAAUUUAAUUAGGCCUGUAUAUGGGAAAACGUGCGUUAGCCCAUUUUUCGUUGAGAUGGACCCGGAGCCUGCCAAGGCUCCUCCGCACCCCGGCUCAGCAUCCCGAGGAAGACAAAGCACAUUCUUUGUAUUUGCUGAUCUCCGUAUACCAACAGCGGGGGUAUAUCAACUACGUUUCCGACUUAUAGAUGCUGGGGCGCCGCCCACAACAGGCAAGAUACCCAUUUUGGACGAAGUAUGGUCGAACCAUUUCCGAGCCUAUCCCGCGAAAGAUUUCCCAGGAAUGAAUCCGGCGCCAUUCCUAUCGGAACAAUUAAAGGCGCUGGGGGCCGAUGGGGCGAAGUCCAAGAAAACGAGAUGA